AUGAGGUUAAUAUGCAUGUGGUGUGCGGUGAUGGCGGCGGCGCGCGCGCAGGACGACUUCUACACGCCACAGACCUUUAAACAACAUGUGAGGGGAGCGCUCUUCCAGCCCAUGCACCAGCCAUGGAACAUGCCGAAGGAAAUGGACAGAUUGGAGUCGUACCAAAAGGGCAUGUUCACGCCGGCCCUGCGUAACGACGUGGAUCCCCAGGCGAGUCAGAACUGGAGACCAGCCGUGAACGAGCGAGACUGGCGAGGUUCCCCAAGCCCGCUCGCCCCCGCAGCGCCCCUGCAGCCGAUCCUCCAACCAGAGCCUUGGAGGCCCGCCUUCAGCCCCCAACUCACUAAGGAACAGCAAGCCGCCAUCCUCCAUCACAAGCAGGCUCUUACAUCAGAUGGCGCGUUCCGUUUCGAGUACGCUUCCGACAACGGCCUGGCCGCUGGCGAGCAGAUCGAACCCGACGGCACCCGAGUGGGAGCCUACCAGUACAAGGACCCGAGCGGGCAAUUAGUCAAGCUGAAGUACCGAGCUGGGAAGGAAGGUUUCCAGAUCCUCGAAGGCAGCCAUCUCCCGAAGAGCCCAGAACCAGUAGCACCGCCUACUUCUGACCAGCAUUACCAGCAGGCGUACCAGCAGCAACGGCAGCAAUACGACCUGCAGCAGCAGUACAACCAGCAGCGGAUAGAACCCCAGCAGCAACAGAAUACAAACUGGCAGCAGAAUAAUGGUGGCGAGGGCGGUCAACAGAGGGCGACGGCGUCGCAAUACUAUCCUCAGAGUUGGAGGGCGCAGGGCCAAGAAGAUGACGGACAGUAUCGUCCGCAAGAGAACGAAGUGCAAAGCGGGCCUCACAACUUCGGCGAAGGAUUUGCCUUCUCCUUCCAGGGUUAA
Molecule: messenger RNA, 891 nt
Organism: Cydia amplana
Lineage: Eukaryota; Metazoa; Arthropoda; Insecta; Lepidoptera; Tortricidae
Gene: CPR48
Product: transcription factor SPT20 homolog
Exons: 10
Coding region: 1-891 (296 amino acids)
Source: RefSeq, a predicted model, not a curated record